GGAAUUCCCUCUAGGAGCGCUGCAUGGCUAUAUAAUGAUCAGAUGAGGCAACGAUGACAACACACCUAUCAGUUUACGCCACACCUGAGUCAAAGAUCUCGGAAUCAUGAUGCCAAACUUUUAUUUCUACCUUGCCAGCUGUGUGCUGCUGCUCGCCUUGUCCUGCCAAGUCUCAAUGGGAACCCCAAUGCGCAUGCCGCGGAGUUUAGACUCUGAGAAAUGCUCGCAGUGCGCUGACCUCUCCAGAAAGCUCGUCAAGAAUGUUAAAAAGCUCCUGGACAACGAAAACCUGUUUGGGGGUUUAAACUGCUCGGAGCAGCGCGUGGAGGUGAACAGUAAGACCCAGACAGUCCUAGCCUGCGAACCCAACACGGACAUGAACACAAGAUGCUCUGGUCAACGGAACACCACAUUCAGUGAGAGUGAGUGUCUGAGGAACAUCCGAAUAGACCUAGAACAUUAUGCUGCCUCACUACAGGCUUACAAACAGGCCGACCUCAGCUCCACUGCCCAGGACACCCAGAACCUACUCAAUAUUUGUCCAUCCACACAAUGGGUGUCUUCCUCACAGGUUGCAGACCCUAAGCUGACCAGUGGUGACCCUGUGGACCAGAGGGUCCAUCUGUGUAAGGUACUGAAGGGCUUCCACCUCCGGGUCAUCACCAUCAGCAGAGCCAUGGGAUACAUCUCUGCUGGGGACCACAGGAAGUAAACCCUCAUCUUCAACACCAUCCGAUUCCUCAUCAUCAUCAACUAUAACACGUAUUGACAAUCAUCUUCAUCG
This is a messenger RNA of Oncorhynchus keta (chum salmon), 784 nucleotides long. RefSeq lists its product as uncharacterized. Lineage: Eukaryota; Metazoa; Chordata; Actinopteri; Salmoniformes; Salmonidae. Gene Ontology annotation, molecular function: interleukin-12 receptor binding; growth factor activity. Gene Ontology annotation, cellular component: extracellular region. Bases 107 to 712 code for a protein of 201 amino acids. The record is from RefSeq and is a predicted model, not a curated record. The transcript is spliced from 6 exons. Gene Ontology annotation, biological process: immune response.